This is a messenger RNA of Debaryomyces fabryi, 1557 nucleotides long. RefSeq names its product Dal9p (gene DAL9). The record is from RefSeq and is a predicted model, not a curated record. Lineage: Eukaryota; Fungi; Ascomycota; Pichiomycetes; Serinales; Debaryomycetaceae. Gene Ontology annotation, biological process: transmembrane transport; dipeptide transport; allantoate transport. Bases 1 to 1557 code for a protein of 518 amino acids. Gene Ontology annotation, cellular component: plasma membrane. The transcript has a single exon. Gene Ontology annotation, molecular function: allantoate transmembrane transporter activity; dipeptide transmembrane transporter activity.
AUGGAUGAAAAACAAUAUGCUACAAACAAAGUGCAAGAGGUUGACACUAGCCUUGAUAUGGAAGAUAACGUUAUUACAACUAUAGUAUCCCCACAUACCGGUAAAGUUGUUAACAUUACGAAUGAUGUCGAUGAAGCGAUGAAAUUUAUUGAUGACGAAAAGAAAGUCGAAAUCGAUGCAAAAACAAAUAGAAGAAUACUUCGUAAAAUCGACAUGUGCUUGAUGCCAGUGAUGUGCUUAUUGUAUUGUUUCCAAUUUAUGGAUAAAUUAUCUAAUUCAUUUGCAUCGAUUUUGGGAUUGAGAGAAGAUUUGAAUAUGGUUGGAGAUAUGUACUCGUGGACCGGUACUGCGUUUUACCUUGGUUAUUUGGUAUUCGAAUUUCCUGCCUCGCUCUUGUUACAGAGAUUCCCAGUUGUUAAAACAGUGUCUGUGUUUAUUAUUAUAUGGGGGGUUAUAUUAUGCUUGCAUUCAGUUCCAGAUUAUGCUGGUUUCAUUGCUUUGAGAACUAUUUUGGGAAUGUUAGAAAGUUCAGUCACCCCAGCAUUUGUUAUUUUGACCAGUCAAUGGUAUAAGAAAGAAGAACAGUUCAUCAGAACCGCCUUGUGGUUCAGUUGUAACGGUGUUGGUACGAUGAUUGGGUCUGGGGCAAUUGCAUAUAAUGUUUAUAUGAAUGAUGGUUCUUACACUAUGGAAGCUUGGAAAUUGAUUUUUGUUAUCACUGGCUGCUUAACAAUUUUCUUAGGUUUCGUUGUUAUGUUCCAUUUGCCUGAUACACCAGCACAAGCAUGGUUUCUUAGUGAUGAAGAAAAGGUGCUUGUUGUGGAGAGAAUCAGAUCAAAUCAACAAGGGUUUGGUAAUAAACACUUUAAAAAGCAUCAAUUUAUAGAAGCGAUUACAGAUAUUAAGACUUGGUUGUUCUUUUUAUUCGCAAUUGCCAAUAAUAUUCCUAACGGUGGUAUCACUAAUUUUGGUAGUAUUUUGUUAACUGGUAUGGGUUACACCCCAGCUCAUGCUUUGUUGAUGCAAAUGCCACAAGGUGCAGUUGAAGUUGUUGGUUGUACUUUAUUUGCAUGUGGUGUACUUUACUUUCCUUAUCGUAUGUUCUGGGCUAUAGCUGGUACUGUUAUUGUUGUUAUAUCCGAAUGCAUGUUGGCAUUUUCUAGUAAAGAUAAGGUACAAUAUGCUGGAUUUACCCUAUACACAUUUUCCCCAAUUGGAUUCAUUUGUGUAUUAUCUAUUAUCUCUUCUAACGUGGCAGGUCACACAAAGAAGGUUACUACAAAUGCUAUUUUCUUGGUUGGCUACUGUGUUGGUAACCUUAUUGGACCUCAAACUUUCAUUGACACCCAAGCACCUAAGUACACUGGAGCAAAAAUUUCUAUCGUGGUCAAUGGGUUCGCUUCAUUAGCUGUACUCAUUGUAAUUUGGUUCGUAUAUGCUCUUGAUAAUAAGAAGAGAGAUAAAUUAGAUAAAAAUGAAGAAUUUGAAAACAUUCAAAAUCACGAAUUUGCAGACUUGACUGACAAAGAAAACCCUAGCUUUAGAUACUCGUUAUAG